CAGAUCGAGCGCUGCCUCAAUGAGUACGCCAGCCUCGAUGUCAUUCGUUGGUGGUGACGGAGCACGCUUAGAAUCCGCAGGAUUGUACCACGAUCAUUGUCGUUGCCACACGUUAGAAAAGCUGCAUCUCGCCAAAGGAGAGAUACUUGAACAUUUUAGACAGAGAGAAAAAAAAAAGUGCUUCUACGUGAACUGACUUGGUCGCUAUUUUCUCUUCCGUCUUUUCUGGGACAUCGAAUGUCAGUGGAAUAAUAAGCUGCAUGCCCUUGACUAAAUUUGCUUUAACUUAUUUGAGCUCGUAGCGUGGAAGAUAUUGUGGCUGAACACCCGCUGUGUCGCACUGGAAAUAUAAACGCAGUGAGUUUUAGGGGUUCAAUGAGCGGACGUUCCUCGCGCCACGCUCGAGACGCGUUUGGAUCUCCGUUUGAAGUUCACCCGCGCGCUGCAGUAAACACCGUGCGCACGAUUCCAUCGUCAGAGCGCGCUGGAAAUGCAGGUUUGGUGUGCAGACAAUUCUGGCUAUAAAGUUAAAAAAUAACCGUUUUAUGCUUCGUAUUCAAUGAAUGUAAUACUCCAAGAUAUUAUUUACCUCAAAUGUUGCCUUGUGGUGACAGAAACCACAUCUUAAGAUGCACUGAGCGAUGUGAUUUUGACAUUUUACGGAGCUUUUCUCUGUGAGGGACCGUCACCCCCCCCUCGUCAUUUACGAUGUGCUUUGAAUAACCGACUUUUUCUUGUUUGAACUCGUAUUUAAUUGUGUUCAAUAACGAUGGCGGACGAAAUUCGCUAUGACAGUCGUAAUAUUGUGGAAAAAUACAUCAAUCAUAAACUUUUAAAGAGGGGGUAUGCGUGGAAAUGUCAAUCUUCUGGAGAUGAGGAAGAUCCUCAUAAAGGAAUAGAGGACACUUCAAACUCUGACAGGAGGCUUCAGGCUCCCUCGGCCGGAGGGGGCAACAACGAAUGUCUGUUACCCCACCGGGUCACCCGCUCCGACCCUCACUUGAGGCUCUAUCGGGCGUUACGUGAGGCUGGAGACGAGAUAGAAAAGAUGUACCAGCGGGAAUUUGAGGAGAUGUCCAACCAGAUGGUAUUUACUCCCAAUACAGCGCAGCGCAAUUUCUCGGCGGUGACCGAAGAGCUGUUCAGGGAUGGAGUGAACUGGGGUCGGAUUGUGGCGUUCCUUGAGUUUGGUGGUACCAUGUGCGUGGAGAGCGUUAACCGGGAGAUGGCGUCCCAGGUAGAUAAUAUUGCACGCUGGAUGACCGACUACCUGAACGGGCCGCUGGAAAACUGGAUUGAGGAAAAUGGUGGUUGGGAUGCCUUUGUGGAGUUGUACGGUCAGCAGAGAGACUCUAUGUUCCACCCCUUGUCGUACCUAACAAAAGUGCUUGGACUGGCGGCACUAGGCUUGGCAGGAGUGACCAUCGGAGCCUUUUUUGCUCAGAAGUGACAGCCCUGUGGGUCUCUCCGCCUAUAUAUCUGUCUUUCUCUGCCGGUCUCUCUUCUCCAGCUUAUCAAAGCAUCUUUCAGCUGUGCACUGCCCUGCUCAGCCCAGCACCAGUGCCCUUCAAAGGCUUUCGCUGAUCUGAUGCUCCUCCAGCCAAGAGCUGCUCCGCUCACUCUUUCCUUCACUCUCUAGAGUGAAGAAAACGCAAAGAAAAUUGAAUAAAGAAUGAAGACACGCAGGAAUGCUCCCACACUUUGACUAUGACGCUUGUCACUGCCAUGUACAGUUGCACAGUACACAGAGAUCGACACAAAAACAAAUGCAUACACAGACGCUUAGACACACUUUAUAUGGAAGCAAGAAGAAAAAGAGAACAUUGAUCAUUUUAAAGUUUUUCUUAUGUACUCUAAACAAGUACAAAGAGAUUUUUAAACUUAACAUUGUGCUUUUUUUUUUUUUUUUUUACUUUUUUUAUAUCAUUUUAUUUUAUAUUUUUGGCAUUUUGUAGCAUGAAUAAAAAAAAAAAGACAAAGUUUGCCAGCAUGAAUGUAAAUAAUUUCUCCACUGUCUGCAUGUGUGGAGAAAGAGACUUUCUCUGCUUGAGUCAUUUUUCUAUUGCAUGAUGGCAUUUUGAACUUGGCUGCCUCCCCCUUCUGUGUCGAAUCGGGGUGUUUUUUUGUUUUUGUUUUUUCUGUCUCUCUCUCCAUUGGAUGGACCUCUUGAGAUCUCCCGUCAAACCAACAGAUGUUGAGCAUUCCUCAUUAAAAAGUUCUUCUUUGAUUUGCUCAGUGUCUUUCUGUGUUUGUCGAGCACAACGAACAUGCCAAGAACUGAACAGCGGCUUUAAGACAAGCGGUCAUCAUGAUGUAAUCUCGCCCUGACAUGGGGGACAGAGUUGUCCGACCCAGAACGUCACUCCUGAAUGUAAAGACUGGAUUUCUAGAAGUUUGACUUCAUAGAAGCGAAAGGGUUCCCAUUGUAUAUUGGUAUUCAUAUGUGAUUGUUUCUUAAGGCUUUUUUUUUUUUGUAUAUAGAUUUGUUUUGGUUUAUGAUGAAUAUGUUAAAGGCAUAGAUCACCCAAAAAUGAAAAUUCUUUACUCACAUUUAUGUCAUUGCAUGUCUGUAUAAAGACUUAAAUUUUAGCCUGUUCCUCACAUAAAGAUAUUGUAUGACUUCAGAAGACUUGGACAUUGAAAGCUCUGGCCCCCAUUCAUUGUAACUACAUGGAAAGAAGCAACCAGUACAUUCUUCAACAUAUUUCCUUUUAUGUUCCAUGGAAGAAAGUCACACGGUUUUGAAAUGUUAUGAGGUAGAGUAAAUUAUGACAGAAUUGUCAUUUUUGGAUGAACUGUGUCUUUAGAAAAAAGCAAUUUUGAGGGAAAAUUCCAUUGUUAGAUUUAUCUAUCCAUAUAAUGACCACAACAAGUGUGUGUGUGUGUGUGUGUGGUGGGGUGGGGUGGGGUGGGGUGGUUUAAGAGGAAAUUGUUUAGGUUACAAACUGGUUACAAGGGUAUUAUGCUAUAAAUGUGGUUUAUGAGGACAUUUCUAGUGUCCCCAUAAUUCAAAUCGCUUAAAAACAAAAAAUACUAAAUGAUGUUUUUUUGAAAAUGUAAAAAUGCAGAAAGUUUUUUGUGAGGUUUAGGGGUAGUGUUAGGGUUAGGGGAUAGAAUCUAUAGUUCAUACAGUAUAAAAAUCAUCAUGUCUAUGGAGAGUUCUCAUAAGGAUAGCUGCACCAACGUGUGUGUGUGUGUGUGUGUGUGUGUGUGUGUGUGUGUGUGUGUGUGUGUGUGUGUGUGUGUGUGUGUGUGUGUGUGUGUGUGUGAGAAUAGAUUGUGUUGAGAGAGCAGAGCUAGCUUGUGUUCUAGGGGAGAUAAAGCAGACGGGUUGCCAGUCGUGUCCAGCCAGGUGCAUGUGUGUCUGUGCAGAUGAGACAGGCAGGUAGGGGGUGGUGGUUGCUGGGAACAGAAGUUCAUUCAGCUUGGCAUGAUAGGCACGCAGGCACUGGAGCUUUGAAAAGACCUGGUACACAACGGACACUGAAAUUCACGGCCCAGGUGUUUUACAUUUCUCCCUAUUGUCCACGUUAUCUGGCUGGCAUGGUAGACUACGGCCAAUUUCUGGCACUCUUUUGUGCUGUCGAUUUAAAAAAAAAAAAAAAAAAAAAAAAAACUUGGAUGCCCUGACAACCAAAGAAACCUGAUCUGUGUGCUGUAACUUCCACCCCAGAGAGAGUCUCAUCUACUUUGCCAUCACUUAACCUCCACAGUACAUUCCACUGGGAGGGUUGAUUUCUCAUUCACAGGAAGAUACUGAGACAUCGGCCUAUCCUAAUGUCAUUUUUAUAUCCCUGAUAUUCAUUAAAAUUUGCUAGUGUACGUCUCUUUUCUCAUGCUAAAUCCUGAGACUGAACGACAACCGCCGGCAAUAGUUUUUCAAUUUCAUCUGCAUUUAGCAAAUUUUUUUUUUGAAAGCCUGUAAAUCUAUGAGCCAUUGCUUAAAUAAAUAUUCUGGGUUCAAUGCAAGUUAAGCUCAAAUGACAGCAUUUGUGGCAUAAUGUUGAUUACCACAAAAAUGUAUUUCAUCUUGUCUCUCCUUUUCUUAACAAUAAAAUAAAAAAUACUGGUUUACAGUGAGGCACUUACAAUAUAAGUGAAUCAAUCUGUAAACAUUAAAAUACUGUUUCAAAAGCAGAGCCACAAGAUGCAAACAAUAUGAAUGUUAACAGGAUUUUUGUGUGAAAAAAAAUCACUUACUUUUCUGGGCAAAGUUAUAUCCAGUUUUACAAUUUGUUGCCAUGACAACAUAACGCUAUAAAUGCUAAAACGACGAUUUAAAAAAACUUUACAAGUCUUAAAGGCAUAGUUCACCCAAAAGUGAAAAUUCUGUUAUCAUUUACUCACCAAAAGAAAUUUCCUGUUCCAAACCCAUAUGACUUUCUUCUAUGGAAAACACAAAAGAAUGACAACAUUUUCAUUUUCACUGCCCUUGUUUUCUGGAGUUUUUUUGUCCAUUGGAAAUGCGUGAAAAGAUCAAUGUGUUGUUGGCUAAACAAAUUCUGUUAUACAAGAGUAAAACAUAUUGAAUGAAUUAUAGGCUACAUUUAUCUCUCACAACCUUUUUCAUUUUGUACGCUUCAAGUUAUACAUGGAGGCUACUCUGACUAAGGUCUAUAAACCCAAUAAAUAAAGGUCAGGGUCUAUGAUAUCCAACACCAACCAUUGGAUUUUCCUACGCUGGAUUAGCCAUGCCAGGAAUUACAUUUUCUAGCCUAUCAACACAGCUCUCAAGUGUUUAUAGCGGUACAGAUUAUACAUGUCCAAUAGUGUACUAUAUUGCUGCGCCCUUUAUUGGGUGUAGAAAUGUAUAUGCAUAUCUUAAAGAGAGUUUUGAGGACUCGCACUGUAAGAUCGUUAUACUUUAGCUGCUAAAGCUCUAGCAAUGUAAGACCACAGAGUGUGGAGUUGAGCUGCUCCCUGUUACUGCACCAUAUGAAGCUGCUCGUGGAUGAACCCAGCAUAAAACUGCCACUGCUGGAGCGGAACUAGACCAUCCACUCCUGAAGUCUCACUUUCUCUCUGGUUAGGUGAAGCUGAGAAGACUCUAGAUGCACCUACUUGAGUCAAAGAAGAGGCCUUGUGUAUUAGUUUCAAUAGCAUCAAUGCAUAUUUUGUACUUAAAACCAAUUUUUGAAUAUGGCAUGCAUCAAAUGCCUCUGCACCUUAUAAGACGCAAUGACACUGGUCUUCUUCAUGAGUGUAAAGCCGGAAACAUACUCUACGCAAGUACGCAAACACAGGUGCGUCUAGCUACGUGUUGCAUUCUCAACUUUGCCGCAAGGGGCGCUAGAGUGGACAUUAGUGUGGACUGUCUGCUUCUAGAGUAAGUGUUCUCUUUCCAGUCGACUGCUGUCAUGGCCGAAUUUAAACUGCAACAGUUGAAAUAAAAUAUUGCUGAGCAAGCAAGCAAGUCAAUACAUUUAUAGCAACUUACCUGAACAAUAAUACAUCCGGUUUUAUGGCACAAACUUUUAAAGGUAACUCUAUCGCCUUUUUGAGUACUGGGGUUUGUUACCGCCACAGUAAAAUUGGCCAAGCACUUGGGUCUGCAUUUGUAUACUUGCAUGAAGUAUGUUUCCGUCCUAAUGCCUCUUCUAUUUGUAAGUGUAAUCAAACAAGCAGUAAUUGUUUGUUGAGAAAAUGUUAUUUGCCAUUUGACUUGUCCUGACUUUGCUGGCAAAAAAAGAGAAAAGGACUAAGAUGAAACAGAAGUUGAAGAAAAUUCAUCUAGCAGGUGGAUUCGUGUGUGAAUUGUGCAUUAUUAUAGGCUUCUUAUGUAGUGGUGUGUAUACUGUACAUCAAAAUCAUUCAUAAUAUAAUGCUGUUUCCUAACCAGAAGCAAUGCGAUGAAGUGGCAAGCGAUAAUCUCGUCCAUGUAAAUUGGAGUUUUUGUCCUAACCAACAUGUUGUCGAUUGCUUGGUUUCUAUUUCUGUGGCGUCAUGCCGAUUAACCCCACCCACACUUAAAUGUCAUUGGUCCAAUAUUAAACAUCAGAUAUGCUCUGACUGUGUAUUAGUGUGCUGUUUCGCAACAGACAGAUUACUUGAUUCUGGUUAAAAAUCGCAUUGCGCCUGGUUAGGACAGUGUAAGAGUGGGCAGUUAAAGUUAAUGACAACCUGGGUGUAUGGCUUGAGUGUCAAUGUUAUAUUUUAUUUAAAAUAAUUUGUGCAUCUUUUUUAAUGUAUAAAUUAUUCUUUAUCCCUUCACAGAAAAAAAUUAAUCUGAAUUCUGAAUGUAAAAUUGGAUACAUUACAGUGACACAUGAUGUAUGUAGCCAUGUGCUCUAAUAGCUAUGCACUCACUUUCAAAGUCAGAGUCUUAUGGCUUGUACUUCUCCAAAAAAAUCUCCAUCUGUCAGUUCAUUCCCCAUUCAUUCAACUGUGUUCUCAUCAUUUGGAUGGAAAGAGGAUGGGCAUUUGUUUCAGCCCACGUUAAAAUAUGGAAGUGAUAUCUAAAUUACUGACAAGGGAUUUUCCCUCCUUCCAUCUGGACAGUCGUGUUCUGGUGAUCUGUUUAAACUUAAAUUGCAGUUACUGUCCAUGGUAGCAUUAGUUUGGUGUUUAACCAUGUUAUUUACAUAAUGCAUGAGUGCAUUCUUUCAUCACUAGCAAUACAGCUUCAUUUUUGAAUUGCAGUGCAAUUUUUCUCCAUGUAUUCAAUAUAAAUGACUAAUUUUUGGUAUCUAUUCUGAAAUAAGUCCCACUUCCCAUCACAUCAAAUAGAAAAGAUUAUAAAAACCCAAAAUAUUGUUUUCUAUCCUACGGCAGCUACUAUAACGCAUCCAUUUUACAAUACCUCUUUCAGAGAGAAAAAAGAAAUCCAUUUUCUGCCCUGAUUUCUUUGCUUUCUUUUUUAAUGACUUUGCUGCCAUACCUCCCCUCAUAUAUCACAUAACCAUUAACGUAGCAAAAUAUUGGGAGGGAUUUCAAUAUAGAGACAGGAUAUUCCGAGUUUAUAUUUGAUUUCUAAAUUCUCAUUUUUCCAUCAUUAUCAUGUUUGUCUUUCUAUUUUGUACAUUCUAUCUUCUAUGUCCUUUUAGAGUUUUUUUUUUUAAUGAUGUUUCUUUGUUCUAGUUUCUUUUUUGUGACCCUUUUGUUUAAUUUAUCCUCACUGCACUUCUUUUAAUGUGCCGAUAUCAUUUUGUGUACGUACCCAUGUCAUAAGCUAACAGUUAUGUGUUCUAAUUAAAUAAACCUUGCCUUAUCAC
Messenger RNA from Myxocyprinus asiaticus (Chinese sucker), 7211 nucleotides. RefSeq names its product apoptosis regulator Bcl-2-like. The coding region runs from base 770 to 1450 and encodes 226 amino acids. Gene Ontology annotation, molecular function: protein heterodimerization activity; protein homodimerization activity. Gene Ontology annotation, biological process: intrinsic apoptotic signaling pathway in response to DNA damage; negative regulation of intrinsic apoptotic signaling pathway; extrinsic apoptotic signaling pathway in absence of ligand. The transcript is spliced from 2 exons. Lineage: Eukaryota; Metazoa; Chordata; Actinopteri; Cypriniformes; Catostomidae. The record is from RefSeq and is a predicted model, not a curated record. Gene Ontology annotation, cellular component: mitochondrial outer membrane.